This is a messenger RNA of Rhopalosiphum maidis (corn leaf aphid), 921 nucleotides long. RefSeq lists its product as uncharacterized. Bases 251 to 799 code for a protein of 182 amino acids. The transcript is spliced from 3 exons. Lineage: Eukaryota; Metazoa; Arthropoda; Insecta; Hemiptera; Aphididae. The record is from RefSeq and is a predicted model, not a curated record.
UCGAUACCGGUGGCGGCGUUGGCGCGCGGUACCCGUGGCGACCGACGCGAGGAUUUCGAUUGUUUUUAAUCCAAUUGUGGGAAUAAUGAGUAAAUCUGAAAUCAUUUACCGUAUAGAUGGUAUUAUAAAACAUAAUAGUACAUAUACAAGUAUACAUUGCUGUACUGUUUCGAUCCGUUGUCUUUGAUCAUUUUGAUUUCGGUUUAAGCUUGUGACAAUAUUAUAUAAGUAAAUAUCUACCCGUAAAAUAAUGAUGUCCGUUGGCGAGCGAAAGGUCCUCAGACCUCACAAGAACAGCAGCUGGCGACAGGCGUUCGAGAUGCCAGGCGACAAUAGUGAUGGUGCUCGGCAAUCGACCACGCACGAGACUUACCAGCCGCCUAAAACCGUCGAUGAAAAACCGCUUAACGAUAAAGAGAGAAAAAGGAAAGAAUUCGAAGAACAUUUGUGGAAAACAAUGACUGAAAAAGUAAUGAAUGACUUAGCAGUUAAAGCAAAGACAUUUUAUGAUCAUAAUGGUCAAUUUGAAACAACGUACAACAGUACAUUUCAAAUAAAAGGGUUCAAACCAAAAGAAAUAGGAGAACAAUUGGACGAAGAACUAUGUGCCAAGUAUCCAUUGUACAAUACAAACGGUAUGUCUGUGCCGGUUAACCGAUAUGAGUACGAUAAAGCUAAGCAACCUAUACACAAACCUUUGACGCAUCUAUUCAAAAAGGACAACCGGUUCACCAGUCGAAUGAGCAACCUCAACGAUUAUCAUGCUCCAGUUGACCCUGCACAUUUUGCUUUCGUUUAAAAAAAAUUAACUUAAACUGUACAUUGACAUAUACUUAGUUUGGUAUAUACCUAUUAUCUACUAUAAUUAUAUUAUAUUUUUCAAUAAGCAAACAAUGGAUUGAAAAAAACGAAUGUAUCGUU